AUGAAUUUCACCUAUUCCGAAAACCUGCACGACAGUGGGCUCAUCUUUGCGCUGAUGUUGACAUUUAUGGCUGUGUUGGCGCCGUUCAUCACCAUUGGGAAUUUGUUCGUCGUCUUGGCCGUUUACAAAAACUACAAUCUACGAACGCCGACGAACUUUAUCCUAACAAGUCUAGCAGUAAAUGAUAUGGUGUCAAGUGUGGCUUUUGCUCUUAACUGCUACCCAGCCGUAUUCUCGCUAAAGACCUGGUACCCUAACAUGGCGGACUUGCUAUGGUUACCAAGUUCCACUUUGUGUUCGAGUACACUGCUCCACAUUGUUGCCCUUACCGUAGACCGAUAUAUUGCAGUAACAAAACCGCUUAAAUAUCCUACAUUGGUUACUCCGAAACGCGUUGGUUACGCGAUAGCAUCCAUUUGGAUACUUAGCUUCAUCGUUCUCGUCGUACUCGGUUACAUUGACCUAAACGAAGUUCAAAAUGCCAACCGCGAUAGAGAAUCGCACAAUAGCCUCGCGAUCGUAACAUUCAGCUUGGUCAUCGUCUCAUUUUUGGUCCUUACACUAUUGGUGAUAGUCGUCUCUAACCUCCGCAUAAUGCAGAUCGCUGUCAAGCAGGCAAGAGCCAUAGCGAAUCAAACAAUCAACGAUCAAAAUAACCGCGUCGCACCGGGAGCGGUGGAGCGCAGGCUCAAAGCGGUAAAGACAACUGGCAUCAUAGUCGGUGUCCUUGUGUUCUUUUGGUCUCCAUACAUCGUGUUCUUCACUCUUCAGGCAACGCCACUAGCGGACGAAGCCUCUGUGGUCUAUCUAAAUCUCUGUUUCCUGGUAGCAAUAGCUAUUGCUGCCUCACUCAAUCCCUUCAUAUAUCAUCAUAGAGAUAGGGAGUUCCGCAACACCUUCCUCGAAAUAUUUCGAGCUGCGUCAAACAAAUUCAAGUGCUAAGAUGUGUUUCCUUCAUAUAUCAUCGCAGAGACAGAGUUUCGUGACGGUUCCCCGAAAUAUUUCGAGCUGCAUCCAUUAAGUUCAAGAGCUAAGAUUUAUUACCUUCAUAUAUCAUCGCAGAGACAGAGAGUUUCGUUUAAGAGCUAAGAUUCAAUCCCUUCAUAAUAGUCAUCACAUAGACCGAGUUUCGCAGUGCUCAACUUCGGAAGUAUUUCGAGCUGUGUCUAACAGGUUCAAGCGCCAAGAUCUUGUGCAAGCUCAAUCUGUAAGAACUAAUUCUUUAAUAACUACAUUUUAAAUAUCUUAAAAGAUGCAGAUUGACAUUUCUGAUUUCAUUUUUUUUUUAAAUAAGAAUUGCUCAUUGAAUUUUUUUAAAACCAUGUAUUUAAGUUUAAGACAUUGAUAGAAUGUUGAAAUAUGUUGAUGUUAUGAACUAAGCUUAUU
This is a messenger RNA of Strongylocentrotus purpuratus (purple sea urchin), 1386 nucleotides long. RefSeq names its product histamine H2 receptor-like. The record is from RefSeq and is a predicted model, not a curated record. Gene Ontology annotation, molecular function: G protein-coupled receptor activity. Bases 1 to 942 code for a protein of 313 amino acids. The transcript has a single exon. NCBI's taxonomy places the organism in Eukaryota, Metazoa, Echinodermata, Echinoidea, Camarodonta, Strongylocentrotidae. Gene Ontology annotation, cellular component: membrane. Gene Ontology annotation, biological process: G protein-coupled receptor signaling pathway.